AUGGCUGGGACGACCCUGCUCCUCGUGUGGACUCUGGGAUGCGCUCUGACGCUGAUCCAGGCGCAGGACUGCCAGUUCGGCCUUCCGAUGAAUGACGGGCCGGGCAUUGCGGCGGUGAUGACCGUCAGUGCGUGGGGCAAAGACUCUCUGCGCGUCACCCUGCCCCUAUCCAGUGGAUCGGCACUGGACGACAUUCCAUCAGCGCUGAUCAAGCCGCCGGCCGUUUCGGUGAACGGAGCCAGCGGCACUUGGAGCUGUCGGAACGGGUCGAAUCCCGCUGGAAACGGAGCAAACUGGCUCGGGUCAGUGAAAAACGGGAACAUACAGUCCGACGUGCAAGCUGACGGUACUGUGACGAUCACACGAGUGAGCGAUGGAAAGGUGGUGCUGAAGGAGACAUCGCGAACAACCGCCACUGCCCAGGUGUCUCCGGAUCUGGUGGCACUGAAGCAGGUCUUCAGUUCAACGGACGAGGAAAUGAUAUUUGGAUUUGGCGAGCACAAGAAUGGGCAGCUAAACCAGAAAGGUUUGACGUACGAUUUUGAACAGUGCACAGAGUACCGCUAUAGCCAAGGCGGUCAGGUGUGUUUACCAUUCAUUGCAGGAAUAACACCAUCAACUAAGGCAGCUGAUAACUGCUUGAACUAUGGGUUGCUGUGGAAUAUGCCAGGCUAUGGAAAUGUUUCGUUUGACAGCGCAGCCACUACUUGGACAGCGUUUGCUGCAGCCCAGCUGGACUAUUUCGUGACAGUGGCAUCGGAGGGGUCUACAGGUGCACAGUGCAAUGCAGACAUCAGCUCACACUACGUGGAUGCAUCGGGUCAUGCUCCCGUUCUACCCGAGUGGGCAGCCGGCUACUGGCACAGCAAGAACCGGUACGCCAGCCAGGCCGAUCUGCUGGCCGCGGCCAAAGAGUUUCACGAUCGCGAGAUCCCUGUGGACAUCAUCGUCAUCGACUGGCAACACUGGACGUACAUGGGCGACUGGACGUUCGACCCGCACGCCUGGCCAGAUCCCCAAUCCAUGGUGGACACUAUACAGGGAACGUACGGCAUGCAUAUCAUGGUGUCCGUGUGGCCGUUCAGCAUGAUCAAGAGCACCAGUUUCCAAGCGAUCAACUCGUCCGGCUUUGGAGUGCAGAACGGCACCAAGGGAGACAGCAUGUACUGGCCUGAGGGGAUCUGCAGAGGUCCGUGCUAUCUCUAUGAUCCAACUCAGCCUGAGGCACGGGAGUACGUGUGGAGUCGUGUCAAGCAGGGAUACCUCAAGUACGGAAUACACGUCUUCUGGCUGGAUGCCUCGGAACCCGAGACUACCAACGGAAGUCCACCCGGAUCCCAUUAUAAAGCGGGCUAUGCGGAGAAAGUGGGCAUGACUUUUCCGUACUUUCAUUCGCAGACAAUCCAUGAUGGACAAGUCGCUGAGAAGCAGGAGCCGCUGAUGCUGCUGCGCUCCGGCUGGGCAGGACAGCAGAGGUACGGUGGUGCAGUGUGGAGUGGAGACACACACUCACAGUUUGAAGUUCUGCAGAAAUCUAUCGUGUCCGGUCUCAACAUUCAGCUGUCCGGCAUUGCCUGGUGGACAACUGAUAUUGGUGGCUACUCGGGAGGUAAUCCCAAGGACGCCGAGUUCAACGAACUAAUUGUACGUUGGUUCCAGUAUGGUGCCACCUGCCCAUUAUUCCGACAACACGGUGCCAGACCCACUGAACCAUGGCUGCUGAGCAAUGCCAGUUAUGACCUAGUCAUUCAAGUCAUCAAACUCAGGACAUCUUGGCGCCCGUACGUCAUGGAUGCCAUGCAACAAGUGAACAAAACUGGUCUUCCCGUACAGCGACCACUGUGGUAUGAUUUCCCAGCAGACAUGAACACCUGGACAAUAGAGGAUCAGUACAUGUUUGGUGCGAGUCUGAUGGCCGCACCAGUCUACACGUACCAGGCACGUAACCGCACUGUGUACUUUCCGACUGGUUCAAAGUGGCAGCACUACUUCACCAAUGUCACCUAUGCCGGUGGAUCUAACGAAACCAUUGCUGCUCCACUGGAGAACUUUCCACUGUUCAAGCGUGUUGAUGGAGCGGCAUGGCCAAAUGCCAUUGAACCCUAGCAGAAUAUCCAUUUUUAACAGAAGAUCAAAAUCUUCUGCUCCUUGCUUGUGAUAGAGUAGUGUAUGAGUAACUGGAGAUUUGUGUCUAAGGAGCUUUGGCAUGAAUUUGUUGGCACGUCCUUCAGUAAGUUUUUCUUUCGCUCGCGCCACGCGAAUCCUGUUGCUACUUCGACUCUGCGUACUAAUUUUUGCUUGCUCAAAUCGGUUAAUUUUCAAACCAUGCAACCACCAAGCUUUGCAAGAUGGCUGAAGAAUCACCUACAAGUAGGGUAUCUCCGAUCA
Molecule: messenger RNA, 2388 nt
Organism: Sycon ciliatum
Lineage: Eukaryota; Metazoa; Porifera; Calcarea; Leucosolenida; Sycettidae
Exons: 1
Coding region: 1-2106 (701 amino acids)
Biological process (GO): carbohydrate metabolic process
Molecular function (GO): hydrolase activity, hydrolyzing O-glycosyl compounds; carbohydrate binding
Source: RefSeq, a predicted model, not a curated record